AUGACGGCGGCGCGCCUUCGACUGGCUCCAAUGCUUGUAGUUAUCGCUUGGUGCGCCAUUGCUAACCCUCCCCCCACUAAAAUAUCCAAGACGACCCAGCCGGUCAUCCUUCUCCCCAAUCUGCAUCUCGCCCCUCGCCUCUCGCCACCGCCGCCGAUCCCCUUCCACCACCACCGCCACCGGCACCGGCACGGCAUCCACCUCUGCCUCCUCCUCCUCCUCCGCGGCCACGGCCUCCACCUUCUCGGGACCCCGCCACACCACCCUUCAACAACAACAAUGACAAACACCGCCUUGGCCUCCUCCACAUCCUUGAGGUCCAGCCGCUCCAGCCUCGCCGCGGCGCGUGCCUCCCUCCCGAACCAGCCCGUCCUCUACUCCUUCCAGGAGCUCGCCGCCGCCACCAACAACUUCCUCGCCAAGCGGGGCUCCUCCGACACCUUCUGGCGCUGCUCCCUCCGCGCUCUUCCAGCUCCGACCUCUCUCGCUCCUCACACCCGCGGCCGCCUCCGCCGUGCUCGCCCACGUCGCGCGCUACCACCACGCCAGCCUCGCGCACCUCCUCCCCGCCGGAUCCGCUACGGCCGCAAGUUGCAUAGAGAUGCCGCCGUAUGUCGUGUACAAGUGUGAGGUUCCCGGAGUCUACGACGAAUGGGAGGAGUGUCAGAGAUAGGUUCACUGUUUCAGCGGUAACAGUUACAAAGGGUACACCACUAGGGCGGAGGCAGAAACUAGAUACGCGCGCUAUCUAGCGGGAGAGAGGAGGGAGCGGAGGAGGAACCGGAUGAAGAUCAGUUUCAUCGCGAU
Triticum urartu is the source of this 807-nucleotide messenger RNA. The record is from RefSeq and is a predicted model, not a curated record. NCBI's taxonomy places the organism in Eukaryota, Viridiplantae, Streptophyta, Magnoliopsida, Poales, Poaceae.